AUGGGCAUCUGGGACUCCUUUACCGGUCGCAAGACAGCAGAACAACCCGCACAAGAUGCGCCCAUGCAAGACAUGGCCGCGACGACGGCGUCGCAACCACAAUUCGAGGCCCAAGAUGUCAACUCUUUCUUCAACACACCCGGCGCCUUCGACCCGGCUUCGCUACAUCCUCUCGCUGGCCUCAACCAGGACACUCUGGACUACCUGUCGCUCGAUGACCAGGCUCUGUCGGAGCUCCCCGGCAACCGUAGCGCCCUGCCGUCGCGUGGCUGGUCCGACGACCUCUGUUACGGCACUGGUGUGACGUACCUCGCUGGUCUGACUGUUGGUGGAGCCUGGGGUCUCGCAGAGGGCUUGAACAGACUACCAGCCUCGUCGCCGCCAAAGCUCCGCCUCAACUCGGCCUUGAACGCCAUCACCCGUCGCGGCCCCUUCCUGGGCAACUCGGCUGCCGUCAUUGCCAUGGUUUACAACGGCUUCAACUCUUUCAUCGGCCACUACCGCGGCCAGCACGAUGCUGCCAACAGCAUUGUUGCUGGUGCUUUGAGCGGCAUGCUCUUCAAAAGCACAAAGGGUGUCAGACCCAUGAUGAUCUCUGGUGGUCUGGUCGCCGGUACCGCUGGUGCCUGGACUUUCGUCCGCCAGAUCAUCUAA
Messenger RNA from Aureobasidium namibiae CBS 147.97, 654 nucleotides. RefSeq names its product Tim17-domain-containing protein. Gene Ontology annotation, cellular component: TIM23 mitochondrial import inner membrane translocase complex; mitochondrial inner membrane. The transcript has 2 exons. Gene Ontology annotation, biological process: protein import into mitochondrial matrix. The record is from RefSeq and is a predicted model, not a curated record. Gene Ontology annotation, molecular function: transmembrane protein transporter activity. Bases 1 to 654 code for a protein of 217 amino acids. NCBI's taxonomy places the organism in Eukaryota, Fungi, Ascomycota, Dothideomycetes, Dothideales, Saccotheciaceae.